AUGGUCGGUCCACCCGUCAGCACCCGCGAUCGCCUUCGUCACCAGCACGUCCCGUUGAUCUCGCCUCCGGACGAGGACAUAGUCCAGCAGGUGCCACUGACGCGACCGAGGAUGCCUCCAGGUGGCCUUCUCUCGCACCGGCAGACAGAAGAAGUUAUUCGUCAGGGUGAGGCGGUGUUCUGCGCAGGUGCGGAGGAGAAGCAGGCCGUUGUCGUUGGAGCCGCGGAGACCGUGGGGACCCAGCACUCCUCUCCAGGCAGUAUGGUCUGUGCCGACGCGGGCGUUGAAGUCACCAAGGACAAUCAACUUGUCCGCCUUCGACACAGUCGCCAAGAGGAAUUUGUCUCUGACGGCGUCAGGGUUGGUCAUCGUCGGAGCGUAGGCGCUGACGAUGGUGGCGAAUUUGCCUCCCCAGAGAGGCAGGCGGAGGCUCAUCAGGCGAUCGUUGAUGCCCUGCGGCAAACAGGGCAGUCGUCCCACGAUGUCGGUCCGGAUGGCGAAGGCGACGCCCGCGUCUCGUCGCUCUGCCCUGGGUCGGCCACUCCAGAAGAAGGUAUAACCGGCACCCACCUCCUCCAGUUGGCCUUGUUCGGAGAAUCGCGUCUCGCUGAGUGCGGCGAUGUCCACCUUGUAGCGCGCCAGUUCUCGUGCCACUAG
This is a messenger RNA of Spirometra erinaceieuropaei, 657 nucleotides long. NCBI's taxonomy places the organism in Eukaryota, Metazoa, Platyhelminthes, Cestoda, Diphyllobothriidea, Diphyllobothriidae. The record is from the annotation of a GenBank genome assembly.